Molecule: messenger RNA, 3074 nt
Organism: Rubroshorea leprosula
Lineage: Eukaryota; Viridiplantae; Streptophyta; Magnoliopsida; Malvales; Dipterocarpaceae
Source: the annotation of a GenBank genome assembly
GGGAAAAGGAAAAAAAAAAAAAACCCCAAUCCCAAACAAAGGGGAAGUUUAAAUGAUUUUCUUUUAAAAACCCUAAAAUCAAUCGUUCCUUUUUCCUUUCUAUUUCUGUCUUAAAAACAAUUCCUAAAAGAGCAAUAUCUCUUCUUUUUCUGUCGAUUUGCCUUAUAAUCGAGUCUUCUUACUCUUUGUCGUGAUUGAUCGUUGAAUGAGAAGAGAAGCUGAGCAGCAAUGUCUGCAGAAAUCAUAGAUAUCGACUUGGAAGGGGAUUCAGAUGGCAGCGGGAAUGAGGUACGCUUUUUGUUCACGAAUCUUCUUUUGAGAUGUGUGAAGGUUAUGCUUAAUGGGUGGUGUUGUCUUGUUAUUGUCCUGGUGUCUGAUGAGUGCAGUAAGAAAGUGGGUAAAGUGGGGUUUUCGAAUAUUUGUUUAUUGACUUGCUUUUUGAAAAGGGGCAUCUGGUCCCCACCUUAUGUGUUUUUCAUGGGUCAGUGUGUUUACCUGUAUGGAAGCAAUAAGGGUGAUUGGGGGAUCGAGAAGUAUGUGCUGUUUAUUCAUAUAGGUGGUAGGUUAAUACAGGAUAGUGGACUUAAAUAUGUUGAUGGAGAGUGUUGGGACUGGCAUGUAGACAUAGAUAAAUUAACUGUGAAGGAGUUGUUCCAAAAGAUUUCAAUAGCACGUUAUGAUCUAGAUAUGGUAGAGCAUAUAUGGUAUUUGGAACUUGGAAAGACACUUAGUAAUGGCAAAGCAACACCUGGCGAUGAUGCAAACAAGGGUCAAGAAACUCAUAAUGGUAGUAAAGGGGUUGAGACUGAGGGUCUUACUCAUGGUAAAGGGGUUGAUGGUGAGGUUCGUGUGGAGGAAAGCGAAAAGGAGAGUGUAGUUGAGGAUUAUUAUGAACCUAGACAAGAUUUUACUGCAAAAAGUGUUUGGUUAGAAAAGGAAGAUGAAGCUGGUGUUGAGAAGGAAGAUGAAGCUGGUGUUGAGAAGGAACGUGCAGGUGUGAAUGCAGCAUGUCCUAAUACCCCUCUUACAGUAGUCCAUGAUGAUGGUGAUGAAAUGCAAAGUGAUGUAGAAUAUAGUUACAUUUCUACUAAAGAAGAUGAUAGAAGUGAUGCUGAUCAUGCUUCUAGGAGGAGAGCUACACACGUUAUUUAUGAAGAAGUUGAAGAUGCUCUUUUAGAUAUAAGGAGGGAUAUUAAAUGGAAGAAGAAUGAUAGCAAACGGAUUAGGGCUGUUUGCAAACAUGCCCCAAGCUGUGAUUGGAAAAUACUAUUAUCAAAGGAUGCGGUGACGGAUUCUUGGAUGGUGAAGACAUAUAUUCAUGAGCAUACUUGUGGUAAGGAGUUGACAAGUAAGAGAUUCAACUCAACAAGUGCAUCAAAGUAUUUGGUUAAGAAGAGGAGUUUUGCUUCUUUUUACUUGAAAGCAGAUGACAUUUUUCAAACCAUCCGAAGAAACACUGGGCUGGAGUUAACUGGAAAACAAUGCCGGAAGGCAAGAGAGAAAAUUGCCCGUGUGUUUGAAAGAAAUUGUUUGAUGGAAUAUAGUAAACUGUGGGACUAUGCUGCUAAGCUGAGGAAAAGAGAUCCAACAGCCACAAUUCUCAUUCAGGCACUAAGGCCGACAAGAAAUGCAAAUCAUAUUUCCAUGAGAAUGUAUGUAUGUUUCAGCGCUAUGAAACUUGGAUUUGUUGCUGGCUAUAGGCGUGUAAUAGGGGUUGAUGGAGCUUUUCUUAAAGGAGCAUAUAAAGGAGUUUUGCUGGUGGCAGUUGGAUGGGAUGCCAACGAUCAAAUGUACUCAUUAGCAUGGGCAGUUGUUGAGGUUGAGAAGACAGAGACUUGGAGAUGGUUUUUGGAAGAACUGCAAUCAGAUAUGCAAAUUGGUAGAGGCAAUAGAUUCACAUUUAUAUCAAACCAACAGAAGGCAUUCUUCAAGGAAGAUAGUAAGUCAGAUGUAGUUGACAACAAUAUGUGUGAAGUUUUUAAUGGUUUAAUUGUUGAUUCAAGGCACAAGGCUAUUUUCUCAAUGCUUGAAGAUCUUAGGAUGAUGUGUGGUAGGAGGACUAUUGCUAGAAGGACAUUUGCAGAUGAGAAGUUUGUUGGUGAUUUUGGUCCUAAAAUAUGGGAGAAGAUUGUUGCAAGUAGGGAAGGAAGCAAGAGAUGCAGGGUGCUAUGGCCUAGCGGCGUUGGUUAUGAGGUUGAAAAAGAAGACAAUGGUAAAUUUAUUGUUGAUAUAAACAGGAGGACUUGUACUUGUAGGUGUUGGAACAUGACAGGCAUGCCUUGUAAGCAUGUUAUAAGUGUCAUUAAAUUCAAGAAGGAAAAAGAUGAACACUACGAAGCUAGAAACAAUGAAGCUUCUGAAGCCACUGAAGCCACUGAGAACUUGAAUGAUAACAACCCAGUGAGCCAAGCUGAUAAUCCUGCAAGUCAAGUGGUUAAUGAAGAAAGAAGACCUGUCCAAGAGCGAAGAAACGAAGAGAAGAGGAAAAGAGAAAAUAAAUCUGUAGGAAAAAAGUUCCCAAACAGCAAAGAGCAAGAAGAGGCAAAAGAAAGCCCACCACAGGAACAAAAUAAGAGAGGUCAAGCUAAGCAAAAGAAAUCUGGUAGUCAAUUGCACACAAUGGCCAAAGCUAGACCGAGGAAAGGUGGACAGUCAGGUGCUAGGGAGUGAAGGUGUUGAUGGUUGUGUUUUUUUGCCAUUUGAAGUUGACUGGUGCAUUAGAAAUGAAGAUGGUUGUGUUUUUUUGCCAUUUGAAGUUGACUGGUGCAUUAGAAAUGAAGCUUUUUUUUGUUUUUUUUUCAUUUAACCUAUCAUUACAUGUAACUUAGGCAACUUCAUGCGAAUUCCUGUUUUGUAUAUGGUGUAUAUGCUGUUGUGCAUAUGAUGGCUUCAUGGGAUAGGUUGUAUGUAUAUUGGUACACCUUUGAUAUCCAGACUGAUGUAAAUGGUGCAAAUAUUUUGGAUUUAACCUUUUGGAAUCAAAAAUUGUUCUUGACUGAAAAGUCUUGUGUUUUGGUUGAGAAUUACAUUUUGCUAUGUAUUUGCUAGUAUGAAAUUAAACUUGUACAGUGAAU